UCGCGCAAAUUUCUGUACACAACACAACGUGUUGAAAACAGAAGAUGUUGAGAGAUGUCGUGAGUGCUCUUGCAUCCCAAAUUGGUGCCAGUGUUCAAGCUAUUAGUUUUCUACUGUCAUUGUUUAUAGGGUACCCUUUGGGAUUCCUCCAUCGUGCCUUCAUUCAUGGAAAACAUGAAAAUAUUCACCAUUUGUACUUCACUCUAACAGGAAUUGCUGUUUAUUAUUUUAACUUUGGAUUACAUUUUAUUCAUCCCCUCAUCAAUAUAAUUGUGAUCUAUGUUCUGCUUAGAGUAGCUGGUGGAUCCAAGAUUUCAGUGGCCUUUGCUUUUAUCUUUAAUUCAUUAUAUCUGAUGUAUGGAUAUUUACAAAUAGACCAGGAGGGCUACGCGAUAACAUGGAGCACCCCACACUGUGUAUUAACACUGAGGCUGACUGCCCUCGUAAUAGACUAUUACGACGGAAAGAAAUCACAGGACAAGUUAUCUAAGGAUCAGAAGGAGAACUAUAUCUCAGACAUUCCUUCCCUGCUGGCCAUGUGUGGCCAUUCCUUCUUCAUCGGUGGAAUGUUAGCGGGGCCGCAGUUUGGGAUGAGGAAAUAUUUGGCCUUCACAGAGGAGAAUUCAGUGCCCUGAUGGCUAAAGAUGCCUCUAAAGAAAUGCAAAACCAUCCUCCUGCCAG
Molecule: messenger RNA, 681 nt
Organism: Saccostrea cuccullata (small rock oyster)
Lineage: Eukaryota; Metazoa; Mollusca; Bivalvia; Ostreida; Ostreidae
Product: lysophospholipid acyltransferase 5-like
Exons: 6
Coding region: 45-635 (196 amino acids)
Biological process (GO): phosphatidylcholine biosynthetic process; lipid modification
Cellular component (GO): membrane
Molecular function (GO): lysophospholipid acyltransferase activity; 1-acylglycerophosphocholine O-acyltransferase activity
Source: RefSeq, a predicted model, not a curated record